AUGUCUUACAACAUGGAGACCACCUUCGUCGCCGACGCCAUUCUCUUCGAUAUGGUCGCCGAGGACCUUGGGCAGGACCCGGCGUAUGUCAUCCCUGCCACCCACGGCAAGCGCGCCAUGGACAACCUCGCCCAGUUCAAGCCGCAUAUCAAGGUGCACGAGAUGGACGUCGAGGUUCAGGCGUCCGCGUUUGUCCUUGCCCUCCACGACAGAUUACACUCACCGCCCGUCCUUCGCGCGACGUACGAGGACGACGAGUCCAUGAUUGAUCGGAGGAUGGAGCUCGAGCAGAAGCACCUGUUCGAGGCGUGGCAGGUCGAGGCCGCGGCCGUCGACCGCUCGGUGCGCAUCCUCCCUGGCGUAAAGAAGCUCAUGGACUCGAUCCCUGAGGAUCGUUACGCCGUUGCCACCUCGGGUGCAAAGACUUUUGCUUACGGCUAUAUGACGCGCGUCGGUAUCACACCUCCCAAGGAGAUCAUCAACACUGACGACAAGCGUCUUAAGGCCGGGAAGCCUGCACCCGACCCGUUCCUCCUCGCCGCGAAGGAGCUCAGGUUCGAUGCGGAGCGUUGCAUCGUCCUCGAGGGCUCGCCGUCCGGUAUCCGUGCCGGUGUCGCCUCUGAUGAGACGGUCAUCUCCGUGUUCACGAGCCACGAGAGGUCGAAAAUCGAGAACUGCGGUGCGCACUUCAUCGUAGACACGAUGGAGCAGUAUGUUGCUGGUGUCUCCGACUCUAGCGGCCCAGUGAUUGCCCGUCUUCACGCAACAAUCUAUAAUCCAAUCAUCAAUACUGCCAAGCUCGGCGAGACCGCUGCCAAUGUCACCGUGGAUGGAGGGACCCGAACUAUCCCCUUCCCGACGAGGAGACUUCGAGGCCAUCAAGCCGGCUUCGAUGCCAUGCCCCCUGGGGUGAAGAUGGUGUUGAACAGCGGCGAAUUUUACGGUCACAACGCGUCGCCUGCGAACCUCGAGCUGCUCUCUCGGUUCUACAGCCAGUAUCCCGACUAUGUUGAUAAGACCUUCCUGAUGGGAGCUGUUGUUGCUGGAACUCUGGUCCCGGACGGCUCUCCCGAGAACCUCAGGCGCAGCGUGACCUUCAUCAACGAGAAGCUGAGCGGCGUCAAUAAGAUGGAUCUGUUCAAGCCUGCCCGCGUGCCGCCGAAGGUUCCAAUCCAGGACGAUAUCAAGACUCUCGUUGAGCUGAAGAACGAGGGCCACUUCCAGCACAUCGGGCUUUCCGAGUGCAACGCGACGACCCUCAGGACGGCUCACGCCGUCUAUCCGAUUACGUCUGUCGAGAUCGAAGUCAGCUUAUUUUCGUACGAGGACGAGACUAAGAAGGCCGUUGAGGUGGCGAAGGAACUCGGUGUCUCGGUCGUCGCUUACUCGCCUCUCGGUCGAGGCUUCUUGGCCGGUACUAUCAAGAGCCCGCAAGAUCUGCACCCCGGCGACGUGCGUCGGCACCUGACGCGGUUCGAGGAGGAGAACUCCAAGCAUAAUUACGCUCUCGUCGAUUCUGCCAAGUCGAUUGCAGAGAGGAAGGGCGUCACGCCCGGCCAGCUUGCCCUUGCUUGGGUCAUCUCGCACGGGCCGCACGUCAUCCCUAUCCCGGGGUCUUCCAACAAGAAGCGUAAUCUGGAGAACAUCGCGGCGGACGACAUCGAGCUUACCGACGCCGAGCUUGCCGAGAUCGACGAAAUCCUUGCCAAGACGCCUGUCGAAGGAGGCCGUUACGUUGACUUGGUGGAGAAGACAUUCCACCUCUGGGGAUAA
Molecule: messenger RNA, 1773 nt
Organism: Dichomitus squalens LYAD-421 SS1
Lineage: Eukaryota; Fungi; Basidiomycota; Agaricomycetes; Polyporales; Polyporaceae
Product: Aldo/keto reductase
Exons: 13
Coding region: 1-1773 (590 amino acids)
Cellular component (GO): cytoplasm
Source: RefSeq, a predicted model, not a curated record